This is a messenger RNA of Pseudovirgaria hyperparasitica, 3188 nucleotides long. RefSeq names its product BRO1-domain-containing protein. Bases 283 to 2742 code for a protein of 819 amino acids. The transcript has 2 exons. The record is from RefSeq and is a predicted model, not a curated record. NCBI's taxonomy places the organism in Eukaryota, Fungi, Ascomycota, Dothideomycetes, Acrospermales, Acrospermaceae. Gene Ontology annotation, cellular component: endosome. Gene Ontology annotation, molecular function: protein binding.
UACUGUCAAAAGAUCUUUCGCACCAUCUCAUAGAUCAUUAUAGACUGUCAUAUUAGAGCGCAUUACGAAAGUCAUUGCGCCCUAAAUUAGUGAUGUCUAAAUGCUUGCGGCUUUGAGCAGUCGCAGUGGCUAGCCUAGUAGAAAUCGCGGGGCAAGUGAAGAGCAUCGGCCAUAUGGCAUGUGGCGGUGCUCAAGACUGGGGCGGAACGUCAUUCUUUUCCUAACACCAACGCGUAAACAUCUGCACGCUUGCAUGUAUCCGAGUCGUUGGUCAAUGUCAAGAUGUCUUCUAAUAUGCUUCUCCUGCCUUUCAGGCGCACCCACACGAUCAAACUGUCGGAUGCCAUCAGACAAUACAUAUCCACGAAAUAUGAUCAGCACCCUGACAUGUUCAAGAACGAUCUCGAUGCCAUUGAUGAGCUACGAAAAAGUGCGGCCCAUGCUGUAGAGCCACAUGUCAGUGGCGUUAAGAGGAUACAAGCAUAUGCAGCGCAGUUGAUAUGGUUGACGGGCAAAUUUCCCAUAGAUAUUGGGGUGGAUUUCACAUGGUAUCCUGCCAUAGGAUACCAGACCUCGCGCCCAAAUUCGGAGAACAACCUGCGGUUUGAGUUGGCAAAUGUCGUAUUCAACCUGGCUUCUAUGUACUCCCAAUUAGCUGUUUCCUCGAAUCGAAACACGGAGCAAGGCUUGAAAAUAGCCUGCAAUUACUUCUCGAUGGCAGCAGGAGUACUCUCGUAUCUCAAGUCUACCGUCAUACCGGAAAUGCGGUCUACACCACCCGACGACAUGGACAUCAUGACGCUGGAGAGUCUCGAGCGGCUGAUGCUAGCCCAAGCGCAAGAGAGUGUCUGGCAGAAAGCCAUCAAGACUGGUCUGAAGGAUUCCUCAAUAGCAAAACUUGCGGCGAAGGUUUCAGACUACUAUAACGAGAGUGGCGAAGCUGGGAUCAAAUCGGAUUCGAUUAGCAGUGAAUGGAUACAUCAUAUGACAGCAAAGCACCACCAUUUUGCUGCUGCUGCUCAGUACCGGGCGUCUCGCUUCUGUCUAGAGAAACGACAGUUUGGCGAAGAAGUCGCGAGGCUGAACGACAGCCUGAUAUGCGUGAGUGAAGGUCUAAAAGAAGCACGAUAUAUCAACAAAGUCGUCCUUGGCGAUCUCACGGGUCUGAAGAACAUAGUGCAAGAAGACUUGAAGAGAGCGGAGAAGGAUAAUGACAUGAUUUAUCUGCAGAUAGUGCCGCCAAAAAGUGAGUUAAAGUCGUUGGAAAGAGCAAAUAUGGUGUCGUCAAAGGUACCGGAGGAGCUAGCCAAUGCUACGUCUAAGCUGGGCGAGAAGACUGAAUUGGGAGCACCAUUAUUCUCGAAACUUGUACCGUACUCGGUGCACCUCGCCGCGAGUAUAUACGCCGAUCGCAGAGACCGCCUAAUCAACCAUGGUAUCAUUGAAGAGCUAGAAGCGCUCAAUGCAAAGAUACACGACAUGCUCACAAGUCUUAACCUGCCAGGAUCUUUACAGGCUCUCGAGAAGCCUCUUGGCCUGCCCCCUGGCCUCGUUGCUCACGCCGAAGAAAUCAGGGAUCAAGAUGGAAUCAACCGUAUACGAAGAUCUAUCGAAGAGACUAAGAAAGUCCGAGACAAUGAUACUGCGAGCUAUCAAGAAGGUGUCGAUCUACUUAGGGCAGAACAAGGGGAGGAUGACAGAGCGCGUCGUAAAUAUGGGACAGAAAGAUGGGCAAGGCCUGCAUCUGUGGACGCGAUGCCUAAGCUGUUUGCCCAGAUUGAUGAAAUUGGCGGCUAUCUGAAGCAAGCCGAUAACAGUGAUGGUCUCGUACGCAAGAAGCUAAAGGAACAUGAGUAUCACAUCACACUCCUGGGUGCAACAGAUCGGGAUCUGGAACAAUUUGUUCCAAGCAGUCGCCGGGUCACUCUGAAUCCAGCUGUGGAAAAAGAGACGAGCAAGUUGCGAGGAUGUCUGAACGAAGUGAACCGGCUUGAAAACAAAAGAAAGCGAAAAGUUGAGCAUUUACGCAUCAAGGCUAAACAAGACGACAUCAGCGCAGAACUUCUCAAAGAGGCAGCACGGCUUGAGCGAGACUACCCGAUGCAAAAUAUCGAGGCCGUCCAGUUCGAAGACCUGUUCGAGAAACGGCUAGAACUAUACGACGACGACCAAGCCAUGGUCAAACAGGAAGAAAAGGAACAGCGCGAGCUUGUGCGUCGCCUACAAGAAGCCAACUCGGCCUUCACGACCGCUAGAAAAGGCGACACAUCCUCUAAGCACCGCGAGGAAGCUCUACAAAUGCUCGAAAACGCUUUCUUCAAGUAUAAGGAGAUCAUCAACAACGUCGAGGUUGGGAGGAGAUUCUAUAAUGACCUGGCAAAGAUCACCACUCGGUUCCGCGACGAUUCUCGCAAUUUUGCAUAUCAGCGCCGCGCCGAGGCAAGUCAGUUGGAAAGUGAUCUAAGUACAGGCAUGGCGAGUCUAAGUUUAGACAAUGCACAUGUCUUGAAAGAGCAGAAAAAGGCAGAGGCAAGGAGCGAGUCGUAUGCAGCGAAUCAACCACCCGUAGAGGCGCCUGCUGAGCCGUUAACGGCGCCGACACCGACGAGGGCAAAUGCUGGUCCGGUCGCAGGAAUGUGGACACCGGAAAUGGGAAUCAAAUUUGGAGAUGGACAGAGUGCUGGAUCGAAGCCUUUGAAAGACGCGCGAUGGAAUGCUAGUAACGGGCUGAAGUUUGGGUAAAUAUGGGGGCUGGCGGUGACAUUGUGUGUUAGAACUCUCCAGUCUCCCUUGCGUGAGCAGGAUGUAGCGCGUGCCAGUUGUAGCAGGAGCCGUUUUAGCCAAAGCCACUAUCGUAGCUAUCGUUAUGGGAGGCUCAUACUCAGGCUUGUCCCUAGUAUUUAUCUUGAAGUAGUGUCAGAAAAGCAUCAGCUUUCACGAAGCGGAAUGGAGGCAGAGAUCAGAGUAGGGGCCCAUUCGUGAGGUUUAACGCAAGACGUCUAUAAAAUAGUCCUGCAGGUUGAUUGAAGUGAAUUGUACCCAGACCAUCGGUAUGUUUUGGUUGACAGCAGUCAAAUAAGGAUACGACUUAGACUCAAGUGGCUCCAUCAAAAUAGAGGUGCAUGUCUAAUGUUCAUAAAAGAUAUGAGCUUAUCUAUAAGUAACGUACAAACAUAUUAAUCUCUAUG